Molecule: messenger RNA, 1551 nt
Organism: Chanos chanos (milkfish)
Lineage: Eukaryota; Metazoa; Chordata; Actinopteri; Gonorynchiformes; Chanidae
Gene: asah1a
Product: N-acylsphingosine amidohydrolase (acid ceramidase) 1a
Exons: 14
Coding region: 21-1199 (392 amino acids)
Biological process (GO): fatty acid metabolic process
Cellular component (GO): lysosome
Molecular function (GO): fatty acid amide hydrolase activity; N-acylsphingosine amidohydrolase activity
Source: RefSeq, a predicted model, not a curated record
GUGUCAGUAGCCAGUGGAGGAUGAAGAAGCCAGCGGUGUUGUACCUUUCCUGGACAUUUAUGGCUAUUCUUAGCUCUCAUUUUGGCAGUGGGCAUGCGGAGCACUGUAAAACAGGGAUGUAUCCUCCAAAAGGCCCGACGUUUAAAGGAGAUGUGGCUUGGUACACUAUAGACCUCAAUUUGCACCCCAGAGAGAGAUGGACAGAGGUGAUAAAGGCGAAAACAGUUGAACUGAAAAACAUGAUUCAGUCAAUGAAAGACCUGUCAUUUGGUUUUUUCCAUGGAAAACUGGUCCAGUUAGUCGACAACGAGCUGCCUGUAAUUGUGGACACACUUCCAUAUCCUUUUAAUGAGGAAAUUAAAGGAAUUGCAGCUGUCUCCGGUGUACCUUUGGGAGAAGUCGUAUUGUUUAAUAUCUUCUAUGAGGUGUUCACUGUGUGUACGUCAUUGGUUGCAGAAGAUUUGAAAGGGAACUUAUAUCAUGCCCGCAAUAUGGACUUUGGCUUGUUCAUGGGGUGGGAUCAGAAGAAUCAAUCUUGGACUCUAACAGAGAAACUUAAACCUCUGGUGGUGAAUGUAGACUUCAGGAGGAACAACAAGACAGUCUUCAAGUCGACUAACUUUGCUGGCUAUGUGGGAAUACUCACCGGUAUUAGACCUAAAGAGUUCACGUUAACAAUGAACGAACGUUUCAACAUGGAUGGAGGAUACAUAGGGAUUCUGGAAUGGAUCCUGGGAAUGAGAGACGGCAUGUGGAUGAGCUUCCUCACACGUUCAGUCUUGGAAAAUGCAACCAGUUAUGAGGAUGCCAGAAAAGACCUCGCUCAGACCAAACUGCUUGCGCCUGCGUACUUCAUACUGGGUGGAAACCGGACAGACCAAGGCUGUGUCAUUACAAGAGCAAGGACCAAUAUGCUGGACAUCUGGGACAUUAACCUGAAACUGGGAAGGUGGUAUGUUCUGGAGACUAACUAUGAUCACUGGGAAGCACCCUUGUUCUUGGAUGACCGCCGGACUCCAGCCAUGAAAUGCAUGAAUCAGACCACGCAAGCAAAAAUAUCCUUUGAAACCAUAUACAACGUUCUUUCAACCAAACCUGUCCUAAAUAAGCUGACCGCGUACACCACGCUGAUGGAGGUCUCUACUGGGAGACUGGAGUCUUACAUCAGAGACUGCCCCAGUCCAUGCUCUCCAUGGUGAUCUCCUUGUCUGGACCAGCUUUGCUCAGCUGGUUAACAUGGGACAUAGUUCUCCGUGCCUGAGGCUUCGUGGAGUCGUAACGCAAAAGUUUGGAUCAGCGCUGGGCUUGGUUCUACCUCUGAAUUUUAUAGCACUUAUCAUCUGCUUGGUCACAUGUUCAGAGUUAUUUUGUGGCUGUUUUGUUCGGUUUUCUCAUAUGCAUUUGGACUAGCAUGAGUGAGAUCUCCAUUUUAUAAAGGAAAAGAGAGUGUGGAGUACUGACUGAAUAGCAGUGUUUCGCUGCAGUAAUGUCUGAUCUUUGCCACUGAUCUGUUUCAGACAAAUCAGGCUAUCACUUGUGUAUUGCCUUUAA